GCCGCCCGGGCUGCACCGCCCGCGAGGCCGCCGCGCCAGACGGUGCGCCUGGAGCUGGUGCUCAAAGACCCCACGGACGAGAGCUGCGUGGAGUUCAGCUACCCCGAGCUGCUCCUGUGCGGAGAACAACGGAAGAGGCCCCUGCAUACUGAAGACCCAUUCACCGAUGGGCUCCAGGAGAGACAGGAAGUUGAACUGUUGGCGAAGAAGUUUGAAAUGAAAUAUGGUGGGAAACCCCGUAAACACCGGAAGGAUCGGCUGCAAGAUUUAAUUGAUAUUGGCUUUGGCUAUGAUGAGACAGACCCAUUUAUUGAUAACUCAGAGGCUUAUGAUGAAUUAGUUCCGGCUUCGCUCACCACCAAAUAUGGAGGCUUCUACAUCAACACCGGCACACUCCAGUUUCGUCAAGCAUCAGACACUGAGGAAGAGGACGCUGGUGAUAACCUGAAGCACAAGCCGCCGCAGGUUUCCAAGAUAAAAGAAGAUGAUAUUGAGAUGAAGAAGCGGAAGCGGAAAGAUGAAGGGGAAAAAGAAAAGAAGCCCAGAAAGAAAGUACCUAAACAGCUAGGAGUCGUGGCACUAAAUUCACAUAAGCCUGAAAAAAAGAAGAAACGUUAUAAAGAUUCUCUUUCUCUUGCUGCCAUGCUCCGGAAGUUUCAGAAGGAGAAGGAUGCAUUAAAGAAGAAGGAGUCAAGCUCCAAAGUCUCCAUGACCUUACAGACCUCUGCUCCCAGCAAGCCCCCUUCCACUACCCUUGCACUGGGCACUGACGUCUCAGACUUGAACCUGAACAGUGCCGACCCAGACCUCCCAAUUUUUGUUAGCACAAAUGAACUGUUUCAGGAAGCGCAGAAUGCCCUAGAGUUGUUCGAUGACUUCGACUUUGACAGAUUCCUAGAUGCUGCUUCUGAUGGCAGCCCAUUGUCGGAGUCAGGCGGGGAGAAUGGGGGCACCACGCAGCCAGCCUGCACCUCUCAGGGCAUGCCCAAGCCAGCUCCAGUGCUCCCCGAGGGACUGCCAGUGCUGCUGGAGAAGCGCAUUCAAGACCUGCGUGCUGCUGCCAAACUUUUUGAUGAAGAAGGAAGGAAAAAAUUCUUCACGCAGGAUAUGAAUAAUAUUCUUCUGGACAUUGAGUUGCAGCUGCAGGAGCUGGGCCCCGUCGUCCGGAGCGGUGUCUAUUCCCACCUGGAAGCCUUUGUGCCGUGCAAUAAGGAGACGCUGGUCAAACGUCUGAAGAAGCUGCACCUCAACGUCCAGGAUGAUCGCUUAAGAGAACCGCUGCAGAAACUGAAACUGGCCGUGAGCAGUGUCAUGCCAGAGCAGCUGUUUAAGUACCAGGAGGACUGCCAGGCGCGGAGUCAGGCCAAGUGCACCAAACUGCAAACAGAUGAAGAGCGAGAAAGAAAUGGAUCCGAGGACGAUGAUGAUGACAAGCCAGGGAAACGGGUCACAGGACCGAGGAAAAAAUUCCACUGGGAUGACACCCUCAGAACUUUGUUAUGUAACCUUGUUGAAAUCAAAUUGGGAUGCUAUGAGUUAGAGCCAAAUAAAAGCCAGUCUGCCGAGGAUUAUCUUAAAUCCUUUAUGGAGACAGAGGUGAAACCAUUGUGGCCUAAGGGCUGGAUGCAGGCAAGAAUGCUUUUUAAAGAAAGCCGGAGUGUGCACAACCAUCUUACUUCUGCUCCGGCAAAGAAAAAGGUGAUUCCUGCACCUAAACCCAAAGCGAAGGAGUGCAGUCCUAAAAAGGAUGUGAAGCCCCCUGCCUCGGGGGCCGGCCCUGCCCUGGGCUGCAGUGGACCCGCUGGGGUCUCCACCACCUGUGGCUCGACGGCCGCCCAGGAGACCAUCUGUCUGGACGACUCCUUGGAUGAGGACUUUUCCUUCCACUCGUCCUCGCUGGAGCUCGUGUCCGAAGCGCUGACUGUUAUCAACAAUGGGAGCAAGGGACCCCCGGUCAGCUCACGGGUCAGCCUGCCGACCACAAAACCUCGCCCAGGGCUGAGAGAAGAAAAACUAGCGAGUAUCAUGAGUAAGCUGCCGCUGGCCACGUCCAAAAAGCUCGAGUCCACACAGGGCGCACAUUCGUCCAGUCUCAUCGCUGGCCACAGAGGGCCAGUACCAAAGAAACCCCAGGACUUAGCCCAUACUGGCAUCUCUUCAGGCCUUAUCGCGGGGUCCUCCAUUCAGAACCCUAAAGUCUCCCUGGAACCUUUGCCGGCCAGGCUGCUGCAGCAAGGCCUGCAGAGGUCCAGCCAGAUCUCGGCUGCUUCCUCUGCCCAGGCCCACGCCCCCUCCUCGUCCCAAGCCCCAGCCGCCGCCUCUGCUCACUCUCUGGGAACAUCGGAGGCUCCAGACGCGUCCUCCUUGACACAGGUCACCAAGGUGCACCAGCACGCCGCUGUCCAGCAGAACUACGUGUCUCCCCUGCAGGCCACCAUCAACAAAUCCCAGACCAACCCUGUGGUGAAGCUGAGUAGCACCCCCCACCUCUCCUGCCAGACCCCGCUGGUGAAGACGUCGGAGAAACCGCUUGUCUACCGCCUGCCCCUGUCCACACCCUUGUCUGGAAACGGCUCCCAAGGGGCUCACCCCCUGGUCUCUAGGACAGCGCCCAGCACCACUACCUCCACUAACUAUCUGGCCAAGGCCAUGGUGUCGCAGAUCUCCACGCAGGGUUUCAAGUCCCCGUUCUCGAUGACUGCGUCCCCCAAACUCGCGGCCUCUCCCAAACCGGCCACGUCUCCGAAACCCUUGCCCUCACCCAAGCCUUCUGCCUCCCCCAAGCCCUCUCUGCCAACCAAGCCUUCGGUAACGACUAAACUGGUUUCCAAGUCCGGCCUGGCCCCCAAGCCCACUGUGUCCCCGAGCUCGUCUAGUCCGAAUGCCCUCAUCGCCCAGAGUGCUCACUCCAGCAGUGCCGCCCCUGUCCACAAGCAGCCCAGCGGGACGAGCCUCAGCAGACAGCCCCCCACUCUGAACCUGCUGCCCGCCAGCCGCACCUCCGGCCUUCCGUCUGCGAAAAGCCUUCAGGCCUCGGCCAAGCUCACAAACUCCUCGCCUGCCGGCUCUGCGGGAAAGACUAGCUUGAGUGGGGUUGCAGGCACUGUACCCGCCAGCAGAGGCGGCGGCCUGAACGCCAACGGACCCAACAGGACUAGUGUGUCCGGGGGAACAGGAAGUGGAACACAGGGUGCUACUAAACCGUUGUCUGCUCCACACAGACCACCCUCUGCCUCAGGAUCUUCGGUGGUAACAGCCAGCGUGCAGUCCACAGCAGGAGUGUCAUUACUGGCUAAUGCCUCACCUCUGACUCUCACGACAUCACCUUUGUCUGUAACAAAUCAAAAUGUGACUCCUUUUGGGAUGCUGGGUGGCCUUGUUCCAGUGACCAUGCCCUUCCAGUUUCCCUUGGAGCUACUUGGCUUUGGAACGGACACAGCUGGAGUGACCGCCACCUCGGGAUCUACCUCAGCCGCUUUCCACCACAACCUGACUCAGAAUUUACUAAAGGGUUUACAGCCGGGAGCUCAGCACGCAGCAUCACUCUCCCACUCCCCCCUGCCUGCUCACGUGCAGCAAACAUUUCACGAUGGAGGCCAAAGUAAAGGAGACACUAAAGUACCACGGAAAUCUCAGUGA
Molecule: messenger RNA, 3639 nt
Organism: Elephantulus edwardii (Cape elephant shrew)
Lineage: Eukaryota; Metazoa; Chordata; Mammalia; Macroscelidea; Macroscelididae
Gene: UBN2
Product: ubinuclein 2
Exons: 17
Cellular component (GO): nucleus
Source: RefSeq, a predicted model, not a curated record